Molecule: messenger RNA, 799 nt
Organism: Triplophysa rosa
Lineage: Eukaryota; Metazoa; Chordata; Actinopteri; Cypriniformes; Nemacheilidae
Product: 26S proteasome non-ATPase regulatory subunit 9-like
Exons: 5
Biological process (GO): proteasome regulatory particle assembly
Cellular component (GO): nucleus; cytoplasm
Molecular function (GO): protein binding
Source: RefSeq, a predicted model, not a curated record
UUAAUAAACAAACAUAUUACACAGCAGGGUGAUGUAGGAUUACAUGCUCCUCUGGUUGAUGUUGAGGGCUUUCCUCGAGCUGAUGUGGAUUUGUAUGCGGUCCGGACAGCAAGGCAAAGUAUCUGUUGUUUACAGAAUGACCAUAAAGCUCUCAUGAUGGAGAUAGAAAAGGCACUUCAUACACUGCAUGCCAAUGCAAAGCUUGGGCACGAGAGGGACGAUGCAAAGACAAAAGCUACUAAGCAGGUGGCAUCCAUGUCAUCCCCAUUUGCCACUGUCAACACUGUAACUCAGGGCUCCCCUGCUUUUCAAGCGGGUUUACGAGUUGGUGAUGAGGUUAUAGAGUUUGGCUCUGUAAAUACACAAAACUUCAGCAAUCUGCAUGACAUUGCUUCUGUUGUCCAACACAGUGAAGGGAAAAUCCUACGUGUUGGAGUAAUUCGGAAUGGACAAGAAACACAUCUUCUUGUGACUCCUCAGAAGUGGACUGGAAGAGGAUUACUGGGGUGCAACUUUGUACCAGUUCGCCGAUGACCAGUGGAAGUACAAAGUUUAUGAAGCCAAACAACACAUCCUCGAUUUCAAGAUGUCCACUUGCCCCGUUUGCUUUUGUAAUGAUUCUCUGCAGUGCACAUUUGAAUUUGAUGGAAGUAUAAAUGCAUGCAUUGUGGAACAAAGGUAACAAAAGGGUCUAAACUACACAACUGCAAUAAAAAGACAUACUUUAAAUGACAAUUUUUCAUUUUCUGUCAUUGUUGUACAAGCAACGUAUAUAAAAAAUAAAUGACAAAUGAUUGUG